Molecule: messenger RNA, 832 nt
Organism: Asparagus officinalis (garden asparagus)
Lineage: Eukaryota; Viridiplantae; Streptophyta; Magnoliopsida; Asparagales; Asparagaceae
Exons: 2
Coding region: 1-507 (168 amino acids)
Cellular component (GO): mitochondrial ribosome; mitochondrial large ribosomal subunit
Source: RefSeq, a predicted model, not a curated record
AUGACUGACGCAACUUGCGGAUGCGCUCCGAUCCGCUAUCUCUCGGCCAAGGAUCGCCAGCGCGAGCUCGAGCGCCAGAAGCUGGGGCUUAUCUCGAAAGAGCGCCAGCGAGAGCUCGAUCUCGCCAAGAAAGGGAAACCUGAGCCCGAUCCGGUGAUUAUGGGGACUCCGGGUUUGGAUCUGAUAACCCUAGGGUUAGUAGACGCUGACAAGAUCCCUAAAUACGAGCUGAAUGUUGAGGAUGGGAGGAGAUUGGCGAAGGAGUACUCUAGGGUUUUGAUGCGGAAGCAUCGGGCGAGGCAGGCUGCGGAGACUACGCUGCUCAGGUUGAAGAAGGAGGCAAUAUCUGCGUUGCCGGAGAAGCUCAGGGAGAAGGCGUUGGUGCCGGAUUUGACGCCUUUUCCGGCGAAUCGGUUUAUGGCGACGCUCACGCCGCCGAUUGAGGGGUACAUUGAUAAGGUGAGGGAAGCGGCGAAGAAGUACUCAGUGAAGGAGAAGCUGAGGUGAAAGGGGGCGGCUUUUCCGGAGCUUUUGAGAUUGAUGAUCAUGAUGCAUUGCGGCAGGAGUACGCGAUUUGAACUACACUACAAUUUUGGCUUGUUCAGUAUCGUCUAUGUGAAACAUGCAGAUUCUUGUUCCAGCAGAAGAAGUAAUUUGAGAUUAAGACAUGUAAUCAAGCGUCCAAUAUUUUUGAUUAAACAGCAUGCUAUAAGCACAAGGACAGCUCGAGUAAAGUUUCCUGAAAGCUUAUCAGAGUAGACUAACUGAUCUUGAAAUGAGUUCAGUUUAUCUUACCCAUCAAAACAUCUUCGGGCCCGUUUGGUAUUUGCUA